Molecule: messenger RNA, 2625 nt
Organism: Sclerotinia trifoliorum
Lineage: Eukaryota; Fungi; Ascomycota; Leotiomycetes; Helotiales; Sclerotiniaceae
Source: the annotation of a GenBank genome assembly
AGGAGGGAGAGUGAAUGGAGCCCGUUGGACCAGACCAAGUAAACUCUACCAAAUUUUAUCAGGAGGUUACCUUGUGUACUAGGUAUAGGUAUCCUUGGAUUUGCCGCCUUUCAAACUUCAUUCUCCAGCUUUAACCUUCCGGAACACAACAAUCUGAACCCUUUUAAAACUUAUCUGAUUGUCAGCCUUGUUGACAGCUGCAACCUCAACUGCAACUGCAACUGCAACUCUAACUGCUACCACAAACGACAGCGACCUCAAUAUUCUCCGUCCUAUCUUUUAAACUUCAUUAGAACUUCUUUGGAGUCUUCGUUUGAAUCUACUCAAAUCUGCCCAGGAGCUGAUGCAACUACACUACUAAUUUCACGAGUUAAAUUUGUACUUGCUUACCUACUACUUUAAGGGUCCAAUUCGCCAGUGUUGCAACAAACUCCCCUUUCCCUCAGCCUCUUUUCGCCAUCCGAUUUCCUAUUCUGAUUGCGGAAAUUCAGCUACGACUGAUCCUUUUGUGACACUGAGGUCACCAAUAAAUUACAUAUUCCAUCAUUCUUUACACCGUUCGCCAUCAUGGACGGCGAGGACCAGCCUAAAACCCCGCUGACCCCACUUGCGCCAGCGGGCAUCGAGAGCAGAAUGCAAGUCGAUAAUGCUUUGCGGGCAAUCCAUCAGAAGAAACCUGUGCCAGAGAUUGACUUUACUCUGCAUACUAUGGAAGAUGGAAGUCAAGUGAGCACAAUGGAAAGAGUUUGCAAAGGUAUGGUUCAAUCUAAGAAGUGCUGCCGUCGGUGAAUGAUGCUGAUUAUACAUGUUUGCAGAUGUACAAGCACCUGCUAUGGUUCCGCCGACAGAUCAACAGUUCUUCUCACCACAAGAUCCAUCCAAGCCAAAUUUACAAUUCUUGAAGCAACAUUUCUACAGAGAGGGUCGCCUGACCGAGGAGCAAGCUCUGUUCAUCCUUGAGGAAGGUACAAAAGUAUUGAAGCAGGAGCCUAACCUUCUGGAAAUGGAUGCGCCAAUCACUGUAUGUGGUGAUGUUCACGGGCAAUAUUAUGACUUAAUGAAACUUUUCGAGGUUGGUGGGGAUCCUGCUGAGACCAGAUAUCUUUUCUUGGGAGAUUAUGUCGACAGAGGCUACUUCAGCAUUGAAUGUGUCUUGUAUCUUUGGUCUUUGAAGAUCUGGUACCCAAACACCUUGUGGCUACUUCGAGGAAACCAUGAAUGCAGACAUUUAACAGAUUACUUUACAUUCAAGCUUGAAUGUAAGCACAAGUAUUCUGAAAGAAUCUAUGAAGCAUGUAUGGAUUCAUUCUGUGCAUUACCUUUGGCUGCGGUUAUGAACAAACAAUUCUUGUGUAUUCAUGGAGGUUUGAGUCCUGAGCUACACACCUUGGAUGAUCUUAAGAGCGUAUGCACGCCCAUUAUACCCUUUUUAAGAACAUUAUUGACUUAAAUUGGCAGAUUGAUCGAUUCCGUGAACCUCCCACUCAUGGUCUUAUGUGCGACAUCUUAUGGGCAGAUCCACUGGAAGAAUUUGGGCAAGAAAAAACCUCCGAAUUCUUCAUUCACAAUCACGUCAGAGGUUGUUCGUAUUUCUUCUCUUACCCUGCCGCAUGCAGUUUCCUGGAGAAAAACAACCUCCUUUCAAUUAUUCGAGCACACGAGGCACAAGAUGCUGGUUACCGAAUGUACAGAAAGACUCGAACAACCGGAUUCCCCAGUGUUAUGACUAUAUUCUCGGCACCCAACUAUCUCGAUGUCUACAACAACAAAGCCGCUGUGUUGAAGUACGAGAACAAUGUUAUGAAUAUCAGACAGUUUAACUGCACUCCUCAUCCUUACUGGCUACCAAAUUUCAUGGACGUUUUCACCUGGUCUUUACCCUUCGUCGGGGAGAAGAUUACAGACAUGUUACUUGCAAUCCUCAGCACUUCCUCGGAAGAUGAGCUCAAGGAUGAUCAAACUCCAUCAAGCACUUCUCCGGGUCCCAUAUCACCACCCAUCAAUUCUGCAAUGGAUCCGGAAUCUAUCGAGUACAAGAGAAGGGCUAUUAAGAAUAAAAUUCUUGCAAUUGGUCGUCUUUCGCGAGUCUUCCAGGUUUUACGAGAAGAAUCCGAGAGAGUUACUGAAUUAAAGACUGCAGCUGGUGGUAGACUUCCUGCUGGAACUUUGAUGCUUGGAGCAGAAGGUAUCAAGAGCGCCAUUAGUAGUUUUGAGGAUGCACGAAAGGUUGAUUUGCAAAAUGAGCGUCUCCCUCCCAGCCACGAAGAGGUCACGAGACAAAACGAGGAGGGACGGGAGCAAGCAUUGGAGAGGGCAAAGAGGGAGGCUGAUAAUGACAAGGGGCUACAAAUGCUCUCCAGAAGGCUUAGCACGUAAGUCAAACUUGAAUCCUAUUCAGCCAUUUUCUACUAACUGAUUCUGUGGGUAGUGACCGUAAGAAAUAAUAAGGUACAAAUAUACAAGGGGAAGAAAGGAAUUGCGGUCACAUCAAUGGCACUUUGGGAAGCUACCAUGAGAAUCGAUUUAAGUCAUAGAUACAUCUUGAUGAAUUGCGUACUAAGACGAUUGAUGAAUUAAUUGCACACAACGUCGAGUUCAAGUUUAAUGUUCACUUUUGAGCCUGUG